AAAAAAAAAAAAAGACUUUAGAACUUUCCUACAAGCUUGGCCCAUCCUAUUUUCCCUAAAACGCUACCUACUGUCUAAUCGCUUUCUUUCUCUUUUUUCUCUCCUCCCUUCUCUCUCUCUCUCCUAUCUUCUCUCUAUCCAAUUGCCCAUCAUUCAGUCAUCGAACUAUCCAAAUACAUACUCUCACCCGCAGACUUUUGUGGGCAUGAGUCAGCUGAACCAACCGACACAGAUCGGACAGAACGUUUCGCCUCAAGGAGGACGAAGAAUGACGAUAGAUGAACGAAUACAGAAACACGAAGACCUUGGACUGGAUGAAGAUGACAGUGACGACGGAGACUCAAAACCCGAAAAGCGUACGGGACGUCGCAAGAUCAAGAUUGAGUUCAUUGAAGACAAAUCAAGGAGACACAUUACAUUCUCGAAACGAAAAGCUGGUAUUAUGAAGAAGGCAUAUGAACUGUCCACUCUGACAGGAACUCAGGUGCUGCUUUUGGUAGUAUCCGAAACAGGACUUGUCUAUACGUUUACAACGCCAAAACUGCAGCCACUAGUAACUAAACCUGAAGGAAAGAACUUGAUUCAGUCGUGCUUAAAUGCUCCAGACGUCCCUUCCGCUUCUGCAGAACCCCCUUCACCACAACCAAGAUCGUCUGCUUCUCAAGCCGCACCACCAUCGGCAUCUUAUAGUGAAACGACCGCGCAAGUGGAUAAUUCAGGUGACGGUUUGUACAGAGAUGACCGUAAGAUACAUAACCCGAAUAAUGCCGCUUAUCAAAUGAACAUGUCGUAUGGCCAAUAUCCUCCCAUGCCGCCAAACUACAUGACAACACCACAGUAUACGCAGUAUCAACAGUCUCAACCAAAUGAUAGUCAAAUGUAUCCACCAAGUCAGAGUCAGCAACAACAGUACAACAUUGGCCCAAGCCAAUAUUGGAAUUCACAAGGCGCCCCAGGCAAAGGCAGUGAAAAGAAAUAGGGCUGAACACGCGUUUUUAUUCUCAUUAUCCCCUCUCUGCCCCUGCCAGACUGUUACAUAUUUUUUCUGGCCGCAAGUAUUUUAGCCCCACCUUAUCUAUAUCACUCUCACACGUUUAC
Umbelopsis ramanniana AG is the source of this 1098-nucleotide messenger RNA. RefSeq lists its product as uncharacterized. NCBI's taxonomy places the organism in Eukaryota, Fungi, Mucoromycota, Umbelopsidomycetes, Umbelopsidales, Umbelopsidaceae. The record is from RefSeq and is a predicted model, not a curated record. The transcript is spliced from 4 exons. The coding region runs from base 206 to 979 and encodes 257 amino acids. Gene Ontology annotation, biological process: positive regulation of transcription by RNA polymerase II. Gene Ontology annotation, molecular function: RNA polymerase II cis-regulatory region sequence-specific DNA binding; DNA-binding transcription factor activity, RNA polymerase II-specific; protein dimerization activity.